This is a messenger RNA of Symsagittifera roscoffensis, 2615 nucleotides long. RefSeq lists its product as uncharacterized. The record is from RefSeq and is a predicted model, not a curated record. NCBI's taxonomy places the organism in Eukaryota, Metazoa, Xenacoelomorpha, Acoela, Convolutidae. The coding region runs from base 167 to 1891 and encodes 574 amino acids. Gene Ontology annotation, molecular function: protein binding. The transcript has 4 exons.
AGAAUGUAGAUGUAGCAAAACGUUUUGUUGGUAUAUUUAGCAUAUAAUUUUAUAAAGUCGCAAUACCUGGUCACAUCACAAGUAAAAGAAAACUUAAUUGAUCGCAUAGUUAGAAUAUCAUAUCAAAUAAUACAUUCCUAGACAGUUAAGGACCAAAUUUGUACAAAUGACCAUGAAAGACGAGCUUUUGCAUGAUCUUAAAAAGUGUAUCGUCAACCUCAAAACGAAAACAGACUUACUUCAAGCAUCCAAUGAGCCGAACAAUCAGUGGUCUUUGCAGAUAGCCGAAAACAAAGCCAGUGAGACAAUUAACUCAGGAAAAGAGGAGACCAAUUUGUUAAUUGAUAUAACACCAGAUGACCAAAAUUUAGUUCCAGCAGGUGAUAUUGCUGAGAACUCAGUUUCAGAUAGUUUCCGACAAGCUUCAGAGCUUGAAUCAAACUUGGCAUCGAACCAAUCACAAAAAGUGCCUUUAAACGAAAAACUAUCCCAAAAUGUAAACGGGUCGCCCAAUAAAAACAGAUACUGUCCACCUCAUAUAAAAAAGCUGGGCAUUAUCCGAGAUUCGGAACCGGAUUUGAGGAAGCUCUGCGUUAUGAUCGAAAAAGUGUUUCGACGUGGACUGAGACAACAGAACACAGUGUUUGGUAUUGUGAAAAAAGACUACUGGUCCUGGAUCGAGUUGUUAGCUGAGAGCAGAAUAAAUGUGAAUCCUCAUUUGCAGAUCAUAGUGAGCAAAAUCAAAGACUCUGGUAAGUUUCUAACCGCGCAAGGACGUGGUAGAUGUUUUAUCAGAGCUGCCCUGAACAAGAAAAUCUUAGCUCUUCCAAUUCAGUUGCUUUAUAAAAGUGGCGAGUUGUUGUACUCAUUAUAUGAUCCUCUGACAGCUAUUUUCACUAACGAGGAUUCAAGAGAGUUCAUAAUUGGAGUGUUUUCGCUGUUGAACAACAUGGAGUUCGAUUUGAGAAUCAGGAAUGCGAGCUUCUUAGAUGAGACGUGGGAGUUGCCGAUGUUUAGACAAAUUGAACUGGUUCCCUCAGAGGAUUUGGGGCUCACUAUUAGGUAUGUCCAAGCGAGGGCCCUAGUAGUGGACUUGGAUGAGUAUGGUGUGGCGGCCGAGGAUGGAAAAGUUCAGGUGGGAGAUGUGCUUGACGAAGUGCAUCAGGUGUCCGUGUAUGACUCCAAGCCAGGGGCCAUACAUCAGAUACUUCAGGACCACUCUGGCUGGCCAAUCACCAUAGGUGUCGUCAAGUCCAGAGUAGCCGUGCCCACGUCGGACAGGAACAGCGGGGGCGGUGAGAUGGAGUGGCACUUCUUCCCGCCCAUCGAGAAGAGACUGAAUGAGGUUUCCCGAGGGGUGUCCCACGCUUUCCCGAAAGUGAAAAAACUCUUGGAUUCCCAAGGAAAAGACCAAAAUGGGGCUUCAGUUGAGACUACUGUUUGUAUUGAAGGGAAGCAAUACUGGCGCUGUAAUUUCAUCGGCAAACGAGAAAUAGGGUCACAAGGGGGCUCACAGCUGAUCGAACCGACAAUCCAGUCCAUGCUCAAAGAGAGACAAAAGAAAAACGACCAACAAGUCUUCCUCGCAGCAUACGAAGCCGACGUCACAGUUCUCGCUUCCCGCAAGGAUCAGUCAGAUCCGAACUCGACGGCGUCAUCACUGCCGACUACUACUAGUGACCUUUUAUGGAACCACUCGUUUCCCGAAAUUAGUUCGUGUGGACGAAGAGUUGACUCUUCGGAAUGCUUUGCUUACAUAGUGGGAAAUGAUAUUUGCAAUGUUGCUACUCAGUUCACAGCUUAUUUAUUUGAAGCUCCUACCUCCGAAAUCAGCCGAGAGAUCCUGCAGAAUAUUGCACAGGGGUUCAAGCGUACGACUUGGCUUACAUAGUUCUUCCACAAAACAAGAAUUGUUUGAAUAAACUCAAGGCUCUUCUUAAAUAUUGAGUUCAAUUUUUUUCAAUGUUCAAUUGACAUUAUGGUUUUGUUUUCAUUGAAACAGAAACUCGAAUUUUAAUAUUCGAAAGUAAAUUUAAGAAAAGCCACAGAGUCGACAGCAUUAAUUUUGCUUCGCAAUUUAUCAGCCCAGUCAUCCUCACUUGUAUUAUCAUCUAGUAACUUAUCUUAUAAUAAUAUGUCUUCUGCAUGACUCAGCUAUUUUCUGUGUUAAAGAUCAAAAAUGGUCAAACAUGAAUUUAUGUGACGAAGAAAAUUUAACCUAUUGAUUCACCUCAUUAGCAGCUUUGAUAACACAUACGAGAGCAAGUAUAUUGUAACCGUGAGCUAGAUUUUUUUCUAUGAACAACUCUGUUACAAAUCUCGCGUGGAGGCUGAAGUUGUGAAUUCAUGGUGACAUGCAGAGACACGUGCAAGCUGAUGUUCAAAAGUUUUUCUGGAUUUUUGAAAUUCAUCUACUGAUUUUGAAUAUUUUUCUGUUAUUUUAUUGAAAAAAUGUUCUAGUUCUUUUUGAUUUUAUGCCUUCAGCCUAUGCUAACUUGCUUAAGACAGCUCCUUUGCGUAAAUUGGAAGGCAGAUUAAAUUUUGACUUCUGCGGUGUUUCUAGGGGGAUGGGUUUCAAGUUUGCCUUUCUAUGGCAAAAAUCUUGCUUCCGGCCG